Molecule: messenger RNA, 1173 nt
Organism: Mercurialis annua (annual mercury)
Lineage: Eukaryota; Viridiplantae; Streptophyta; Magnoliopsida; Malpighiales; Euphorbiaceae
Exons: 7
Coding region: 199-837 (212 amino acids)
Source: RefSeq, a predicted model, not a curated record
UUAAAUAUAAGAGGAAAUUAAAUUACCUCAACUCAAAGAAAAAACGCAACUCUGUUUACAUACAUAAACUUACCUUCGUCUAUUCUCGCAGACUCUCUCCGGUGAACUGAUUUUUCUUCUUGCCGCCGCCAAUUAGUCGCAGCUUUCAAAACCCUAACCGUAAUUCUUUUCCGUCAACAAUCUCUUUAAUACCAGUAAAUGGCGGCCAAACCACUUACUCGUGAGGAAAUUGCUAAUACUGAGAAGAAAUUGGAUAUGCCAUUAGAGGACAUCAUAAAAUUGUCUAAAAAUACAACUAAUUUCAAGAAACAGCAAAGAGCUCCGAAUAAAGGUCGGAAAGUUUUUAAUAAUGCUGCACAGGAGAAAGCUUUGAAAGUGCAGCGUUAUAUGGACUCAAGACCCUUUGUUCGACAGGGUGCUUUAGCUCAAAGAAGGUCGAAUUUUCAGGGGAAUCAAUUUCGUUUAACUACUGAGGUUGCACGGAAGGCUGCAGUUGCUUCAUUUCACAGCAGGCCUUUUGAUCGUAGUACGGUGGCUAAUUCAGACAAAGCAAGGACUGGAGCUUUUAUGGUUCAGAGGGCUGCAAAUGGAGGAUUUGCUACCAAGUCAGCACAACAGCCACAGCAACUGAAACAGCAACAGCAUAAGCAGCAAUUGGAUGGAGGUGUUAAGCCGAGGCCUCAAACUCUGGAUUCACGAUUUGCAAACAUGAAGGAGGAGAGGAUGAAGGUCUUGUCGAGGCAGAAUAACAUUGGACAGCGCAAUGGAAAUGGUUUCCGACCAAGAGUGCCAUGGGCUAGAGGCCGGUGGCAACCCAUGCAUGGGUUUUCCUACUAGAUGUCAGCCAGAAUGAAAGCUGUUGGUGCUGAAUCAAAAGCGUUAUAAGUUCUCGUCUCUUUGGUUUCCUGGAUAUCAUGUUAUGGAAGUUGGGGUAACUGAGUGGGCGGAAUGUGAAAGUCUUUUCCUUUAUUCGUUUUGUGUUGAACCACAACUUUCAUCUUGGUGCUCCUUGCGGCAUUGUAUAUAAAGGAUAUUAUGUCCAUUUUUUCCGCCUAUUAUUCAUGAUUUUUUUUUUCUCGUUUUAGCUGGGAAAUGCUCAAGAUAUUUCACAUAAGUGUAGAAAGUGGAACCUGCUCAACUUGGUUAUUCGGCUUAUAGAGAGUUUUUGAUAUU